GGUGAGGUGGUGGCUGUUUGUGGCUCCUUUAUUGUUUUGUGGACUGUCAGAAAAUAACAGUCUUUUACAUCUUAAGCGGACGGAGUUAAGCCUUCCUCGUGUGGUCGUGUUUUUGAGAGCUUCUUUCACAAAGGGAAAUGAGCUUUUUGUUUUUAAGUCGCUCGUCAAAGACGUUCAAGCCCAAGAAGAACAUUCCGGAAGGGUCGCACCAGUACGAGCUGCUGAAACAUGCGGAGGCCACGCUGGGGAGCGGGAACCUGCGCAUGGCCGUCAUGCUGCCCGACGGCGAGGACCUCAACGAGUGGGUGGCCGUCAACACUGUAGACUUCUUCAACCAGAUCAACAUGCUGUACGGGACCAUCACUGACUUCUGCACGGAGGAGAGCUGUCCCCUCAUGUCUGCCGGACCCAAGUAUGAGUACCAUUGGGCUGAUGGAACCAAUAUAAAAAAGCCAAUCAAAUGUUCCGCACCCAAGUAUAUUGAUUACUUAAUGACCUGGGUGCAGGACCAGCUCGAUGAUGAAACACUGUUCCCUUCAAAAAUAGGCGUCCCCUUUCCGAAGAACUUCAUGUCGGUGGCGAAGACCAUCCUGAAGCGUCUUUUCCGGGUGUACGCCCACAUAUACCACCAGCACUUUGACGCAGUCAUCCAGCUUCAGGAAGAGGCCCAUCUGAACACAUCUUUCAAGCACUUUAUCUUUUUUGUUCAGGAAUUUAACCUGAUAGACAGGAAAGAACUAGCUCCACUGCAGGAGCUGAUCGAAAAGCUGACGUCCAAGGACAGAUAAACAAAUGGAGAGAAGGAGAACUCUCACCCAACGCCACUCCACCGAUCUCCUCCAGUCUCCCCACCACCCCGGCUUUGUUCUAUGUGCUACACUACGUGCUAACGUUUUAGGGGAAUGUUUCUGAGAAUCAUGGGGGUAUGCAGGAAGGCACUCUUCGGUGCUUAGCUGGGUGUUGGCAGGUCUUGCUUUAGGCAUGCGACUUUAAACUCGGUUCCACAGUGGCGAGUGAAUGCUUGAUUUUAUUUAUUUUCUUAUCCCACUGGUGCCCUAACCCCUCUCUGAGCUCCUGCCCUUUGACCUUUUCAAGUGCCUAAGAGAAUUCACCAUGUAAUUGUAACAGUCCCCCAGAUUAUAACACAACCAGCCACAGAUUCAGUGUGGAGACAGGAGGGGAGGGGCGGUGAAGUAGUACAGCCUCUUUUUAAAAGGUAUGAUCUUGUUUGCAGCAUUCCGUUUUUUUAAUCCUUGGCAUAAUCAUCAAAAGUUUGAAAACCUGAUUUUACUUUCUUUGCUUUUCUUAAUUAAAGCAAAAAACACAAGGCGGCUUCAGUAAGCUGAUUCCCAAAUUGUUUUAAUAGCAAGUUUCUUUUCUCCAAGCUGUAGAAAUGAUGUGAAUGUAAUGGAGAGUUUGACACUGGAAGGAGUUGAGAUUUUGCUGAAAACGACAGUUCAGUGUAGUUGACAUGGCACUGUCUCAUCGUCCCCUUUUCUGCAGACCAUAGCAGGUGUUUUUAUGUGCAUUGACUAUUGAUUUUAAUUUCUAAUGUGCCAUUGGCCAUAUGUACCUCAUGUCGUUUUUCACUUGAUAAAUAACUCUAAGCACAUGUUCACCAGAUGAACCCUUUUGUUCAAUCUGUUCCUACUGACUCCUAAACAAGUACGUUUGAUGAUUGCAUUGUGCAUAAAAUGCUCAUUUUAUAAUCUGCACCUGCUCUUAAGUGGCAUGUUGCUGUUGGAAGCCAUAGCAGAAUUGCAUCAAAAAGCCACAGGUGUGACCAUAUUAUUAUGGUCGGUUCCCAAUACGACAGAAGUCCCAGGACUUUCGUACCAAUGGGCUGUUUCCACGGGUUUUUCUAACUGCACACACACAAUCGCCAAACCUUAUUUGAUUUCAGUUUUAUCUUUUGCAAAUCUCUUAUUUUUUCAUAUGUAGACACUUGUACACAUAGAGGAAAUACAAAUAUAUAUAUAAACAAGUACAUGCAAAACUAUGCCAAACUUAAUGUACAGUAUAACCUGCAAGUUUUGCAGACCAAUAUACCUAAUUCAAUUUCAUCUAAAUGCAUACACUUCUUUUGCUGAUUUCCUCAAUAUUUUGGUAUAAGUCCAAAUGUUUUGGCUUGGAUCCAGAAUGCAGCUUUCGUCCUGUAAUGUGCAUUUGACCUUCUGUUUAGAAAUGGUUUCUAACUUCCUAUACUUCGAGGAAUGGCUUACACAACUCUUGCUAAUGAAUUGGCACAGGCUUGUACAAAUACAUUUUGUACAGCACACACCCACAGUAUAUCGGGUUUAGGAAAGGUGUGUGUUUGCCAUUUGUGAUAAAACAAAUAGCUGUGAGGCUAUUUUGGUAUUCUGAUGAAAUACGAAUUUUGUCCAACUCUCCCCAUUGAACCCCUGUGUGUUCUACAUCCCCUCCCUCUGCCUGAGCUUCAAAUGAAUUCGCUUUGAAAGAGCAAAUUAAUACUGGCAUGUAUUUGGCAUCAUUUUUCUUUAAAGCCCUUGAGAGUACUUUCUUUUAAAUGAUGUUCUCACUGUAAAAUGAUAAAAUGAAAGGUUUUUUUGUUCAUGUUGCUUUGAGCUAGUACUUUGAAGUGGUGUUGAGCAUAAGCACAAUUAUGGAAUAGUUUCUAUAAUGGAACAACAAGAACACUUUUAUUCUGUAUUAAUGUAACAGAAUUACCAUCUCUUAAUUUUUGUGUCGGUGGUUGCCAGCAAAGCCUUAAAAAGUGACACUUAUUUUCUGUUAUUUAUUUAGCAAUUCUGUUCUACACUGCAUUUGUGUUACCAGAGUGGUGCAGGUGUUCAGUUCUAAUUUAACUUUUAUUUUGAUUGUACUUUUCUUUUUGCUUCUUUGUUCUGGCAGGGUGGAAAAAAAAAAUUACCAGCCAUGCAGAUUUAUUAAAGAUAUCUGCCCCCCAGGUGAAUAUAGGUAGAUAUCACUUACAGGUCAGUUUUUAAUUUGCAGCUCAUCAAACCUAAUCAAAUGGUGGUCAAAAACAGCCUUAUUGUCAGCUUUGUUGCUUUGCCUGUAUUUAGUGAAUUCUUGGGCUCAACCCCUACCUUUUUAUCCUUACAGCACCAGCAACAAAUGUACUUAUUUUUGAGAAGUCUUUGGUGGAAGGUGGUUGGUCAUUGUGUAUUCAUAGCAUUCUUCUGUCUUUUACGUGCGUUCAACUGUAUUUUUUUUAACCUACUGAUUGUAGUGCCCACCGUUGGCACAAUGGCUUUUGAUUGAUGCUGUACUAUAGAAUGAAGGCAUCCACAUGAUGCAGCAUUCACGUGAUUAAAACCCUGAUAGCCAGCAAUCGCAUAAGUAUUCCCAGACCCGGGAUGUGGGAGAGCGGAUGGGAAUUGGCAACUCUGCAAGCAAGUCCACCUACAAUAAUGUUUGGGCACCAUCAUCAUUGUCUUAUAGUGUCUGCACAAUGCAGUCCCAGCUGUGAAAGAAACCGAAUUAAGGGAAAAGGUGGUUUGCAAUGGAUUUUUGAAAUAACGAUAGACCCACCCACAUAGACCAAACACUUGGCUUACUAUGCUAUGUGUAUGCGUUCUUCUCAGUGGUUUUGCAGUACAACGGGAUCAGAAUAUGAUUUAUGCCCCUGACACCAAACCGCUUAUUUGUCUGUUCUCAGUGCAGCCACUGACUUCUGAAAUAUUGCCUGAGUGAAUCUGGUGAUUCAAAUGUUUUAAUGAACAAUAAACUACAUUCAGAAAUCA
Conger conger (European conger) is the source of this 3725-nucleotide messenger RNA. RefSeq names its product MOB kinase activator 1B. NCBI's taxonomy places the organism in Eukaryota, Metazoa, Chordata, Actinopteri, Anguilliformes, Congridae. The record is from RefSeq and is a predicted model, not a curated record. Gene Ontology annotation, biological process: hippo signaling; positive regulation of protein phosphorylation. Gene Ontology annotation, cellular component: cytoplasm; nucleus. The coding region runs from base 138 to 788 and encodes 216 amino acids. The transcript is spliced from 6 exons. Gene Ontology annotation, molecular function: protein kinase activator activity.